GUAAACCGUUCUCUCCGCCGGAGUAUUAUAGAUGUGGGACGGGAACGAUGGAAAGAUGGCGGCCGCAAUGGUGCAAAUGUCAUGUUUGUACCGGGGGAUGUUAGCGGUCAGGGCCACUGGCAUCAGGACGCUGAUCCCCGGGCUGGUCCCGGUCCAGUUCCGAGCCUUCUCGGUGCGGAAGGAGCCCGAGCUAGAGGAGAAUCCGUACUACAGCAAGUACCAGGACAAGAUCCAGAAACUGCGCAGUGCCAAACCGCAGGAGUACAAGACCCGACUGGAGAAAAGGCAUGAAGCCAAUAAGGAAGUGCUGGGACACUCGAAGCAGGCAGAGUUUGUCCGUUUUAUGGAGCAGGAGCUGGAAAAAAGGGACAAGAUGGCAGCUGGUGACGCAACAUCAGGAGGUUUUACAAAGAAUAAGACUUUGGGCUCCAUCCUCAACUUGGAGAUGAUCAAGGACAAGACAGGCGAGGAGAUUGCAGAGCUUUGGAUGAAGUAUUAUUCUACCAAGGAUACAGUCAGCGCCAUCAUCCCAACACAGAUCUAUGAGAUGAUUUUCAGCAGAUCACAGUCCUGCCCAAUGUUCCUUUACGCUUUGCCUCAGAAAGAGGGUUACGAGUUCUUUGUGGGUCAGUGGUCCCGACACGAGCUCCACUUCACCUCCCUCAUCAACGUCCAGACGCUGGGUGAGAAUGCUCCCAGUCAGCUGAUCCUAUACCACUACCCAGACCUGAAGGAGGAGAAGGGCAUCGUGCUCAUGACAGCAGAGAUGGAUCCCAAGUUCAUAACCGUCCAGCAGGCUCAGUGUUUGGCUAACCAGGUGCAGCUCUUCUACGGCACCCAGAGACGGGAGACUUACCGAUUGGUGGAGAUGUUUAACCACCACCCUGCAGAAUUCAAGCACAUGUCAGUCAUAGCAGAGCUGGAGCAGAGCGGUUUGGGGCCUGCAAACCCUUCCACGAGUUCCUGAGAUGGACUGAAGUUGCCACCAAACAGCCUGCUGAGGAACUGUUGGUCUCCGUGUACAGUCGCAAAGAUAUCCAAGCUUCUUUGCUCAGCAUGCUCCAGUGGGAUAUAGCUGCUUCUUGCUCUGUGUGUGCAGUCUCCAGCAGCAGCUGUGAAUUACAGAAAAAAGAACUUAAAGAAGCAAACAGCUUCUCUCAAUAUUUACUACACAUCUUGUGUGUUGUCAGUUUGCCUCAAUGGGAAAAUAAUGUUGAAGUGAGCACUUCUAUAAUAAAUAGUUCUCACUUUGUCUUGUUCUUCAUAUCAGACUGUGAUGUAAGCAGAAGAACAUUGUUCAUAGGAAUCCAAUUAAGUAAUAAAUCAUCUUCAAAACUGUAACCUGUUUAUAUAGUCAGCGUUCUAACCAGAAGAAAAACUUUAAACACAAUACUGAGGCAAACAGGAAAGUCUUCACAGCCUGGAUUGUGACUGACCACUUAUUAAUGAUCAGUGUGGUAUCAUUCCAUACAACUGUUACUGUACGUUAGAGUUCACAUUAACCAAAUAUUUAUGACAGAUUUCAUUUAUUUUUUUAACAGUGAUGGAAACAUUUCACGUGUGUCCUUCCUUUUGACACAUAACACUGAUGGAUUUAGCAGAAACUUCCAUAAUAACACCCUUAACAACAGUGCAGCAGAGGUGGGCAGUCUCUGCAUAAAAUGACAUAAACAUAUAUUCUGGGCCUAAAGUGGAACUUUGCAAGUGAGGCACCAAAGGCUCUGGUGCAGAAUUUAGAAAUAACUGAAAGUAGAAAUGAGUCAUGUACAAAAUUGUUUUAGCUUUACUAGAUUUACUUUCUUUAAAUGUAAGCUGUGGGCAGGUAACCUGUGCUGCUGCUUCUGAGGUUUGGUAUGCUUUGUGGAUGUACCCAACUUUACCCUGUAGUAUAAGAGCAGAUAUGACAUAAGCCUUUGUGGCUGGUUUCAAACCCUCCAGCCAGAAUACAGCUGUGUAAAGGUGGAGUUUGAUAAGUGAUACUAAAGAGAAUACUCAGCAGACUGCGCUACACUGCAUAGGAGCACUUUGUAUUUGCUGAUAUUUAUUGAGUUGUAUGAAACAAUGCAUUUGAAUGUACAGAUUAAUUUUAAUCGAUACAGCUCCAAUUCACAACAGUAACUUUAAGGUGCUUUAUAUUUUAAGGGAAAGACCACCAAUCACACGACCCCCUAUGAGACUGAAAACAGCUGAAUUCAAAGAUUAAAAGCUGUGGCUCAAUGCAUCAUGGUUCUAUGAUGCGUGCUACUGCAUGUGUUACAGUAAAUGCAACAGUAAGAAUGGCAGCAGGUCAUUAUUCACUUUUAUUGUAUUUAUUUAAGGAAAAAAGUACUGUGCAAAUCCCCAAAUGCAGUAUUAGGGAUGGUCACAUAUUCAGGCAAAAACACAAAUUCAUUUCUCUUAAAACAGUCAAUUCCAAGCAUUUAUUCAAAUAAACACACACACACACACACACACACACACACACACGGAAAGCCAGAGAGGACAUAACAAAAAAACGUAUUUGGGUCUAAUCACAAUAAAAAGAUUUAAAAAGUA
Molecule: messenger RNA, 2535 nt
Organism: Haplochromis burtoni (Burton's mouthbrooder)
Lineage: Eukaryota; Metazoa; Chordata; Actinopteri; Cichliformes; Cichlidae
Gene: atpaf1
Product: ATP synthase mitochondrial F1 complex assembly factor 1
Exons: 9
Coding region: 32-967 (311 amino acids)
Biological process (GO): mitochondrial proton-transporting ATP synthase complex assembly
Cellular component (GO): mitochondrion
Source: RefSeq, a predicted model, not a curated record